GUGCAUUGUAUGAGUAAAAAUUUAUGCCCUGGUUAUUUUUCAGAUGAACUUUUCUGAAUUGCUGUCUAGUUAGCCUGAACUGAAGUUCUUUAUUCAUGUCCUUGAUCAAUCAUCCAGAGAAAGUACGUCGGUUGUACAAGACUAUCAGAAGACUCCAUCGAAGCCUUCCUGAAGACCUAAGAGUACUAGGAGAUGAAUAUGCCAAGGCAGAAUUCAAAGCGCAUAAGAAUGCUGAACCCCAGUUCGUGUCGACGUUCAUGACUGAGUGGUCAAGCUACGCUGUGCAGCUCAGCAAACAACUUGGCGUCCGUGGAGCACAUCUAGCCAAGCCUGUUGGCUCAAACCUGCAAGUUGAAAUGCUGGAUCUUUUCACUGAAGAGCAAUUGAGACAAUUAUUUCAGCUUUAUUCUGAAGCUAAAGGUGAUAAUGAGAUUGUUACCAAUGAUGAGAAAAGAUAGCAAUUAUUUCAAGAAUGUUAUGUAAAUAAAUGUUACCUAUGAAUUUAAUAGUACCGGUACGUGUUCUUCUCAAUGACAAGCAACUGGGACAAUUUUUUGAGGUUCAUUCUGAAGCAAAAGGUAAUGGGAUCAAUGAUGAGUAUGGGUUAAGAUUAAUUUAGGAUUGUUAUGUUUUAAGAUGUGAUUGAAUGCUAGGGAUCUUUUCACUGAAGAGCAGUCGAGACAAUUAUUUCAGCCGUAUUCUGAAGCUAAAGGUGAUGAUGAGAUUGUUACCAAUGAUGAGAAAAGGUGCAAUUAUUUCAUGAAUGUUAUGUUGUAGGGUAAAUAAAUGUUAGCUAUGAAUUUAAUACCUGUUCUUCUCAAUGACUUUUACAAGGUUCAUUCUGAAGCUAAAAAUAGUAGGAUCAAUGAUGAGUGUGGUUUAAGAUUACAGUAUAUAUAUUUCAAGAAUACCAUUAUGUUUUAACUUGACAUUGAAUGCUUUAUCUCUUUACUGAAGAGCAGAAGGAAAUUUAUUAUAGCCGAAUUUGAAGCUAAAUGUAGCAGGAUUAAUGAUGAGAAAGGGCAAAUAGUGUUUCAGGAUCAUUGUAUUCAAUUUCUUGAAGAUCAUCCACUAAAUUAUCGACACCAUUAUCAUGAAGCCUAUGCACAUAUUGUUGGCUCAUUAUGAAACUCGCAAUCUUACAAGAUUCUUUUUGUGAAAAAAAUCUCUUUUAUUGCAACUGUUGAAGUAGUACCUACGUGUUGAAAUUUUAUUAAGACAAAUGCAACUGAAGUGUGUAUUUUUCAGUGUUUGAAUAAAAGUCAAUUGCCUU
This is a messenger RNA of Hyalella azteca, 1273 nucleotides long. It is a transcript of the gene Sdhaf3, whose product is annotated as succinate dehydrogenase assembly factor 3, mitochondrial. The coding region runs from base 96 to 458 and encodes 120 amino acids. Gene Ontology annotation, cellular component: mitochondrion; mitochondrial intermembrane space. The transcript is spliced from 2 exons. Lineage: Eukaryota; Metazoa; Arthropoda; Malacostraca; Amphipoda; Hyalellidae. Gene Ontology annotation, biological process: mitochondrial respiratory chain complex II assembly; succinate metabolic process. The record is from RefSeq and is a predicted model, not a curated record.